AUGCUUUAUCCUCCACAAAUCAAUGGAUUUGGCAAUAACUUGUCGGAAUAUAAAGGGCAGGAAUAUAUGGAAUUGGAGACUGGAAAAAAGUUGGAAAUUAGUUGUUCGUCAAUGGAAAAUAUACAUUGGAUUUUACCAAAUAAUUUCCUUAGUUCCGGUUAUAAUUCACAAGAAGUUGAGAGUCGACUCGAAAUCUAUGAAGAAUUCGUUGGGUUGAAAAAAUUGACGUUAAAAAAUUUGAAACAAUCCGAUACAGGCGAAUAUAUUUGUACUAGUCAACCGUCCGCUAUUAAUACAUCGAUUUACGUUUAUGUUUCUAGGAAAAAUAAAGGUGAUAAAUCGAUAUUUUUAAAUGAUGAACCUCUUAUCAUAUCAACUCCGUUUAAUCGACCUUUUAUCACUGUACCAUGUAAAACUAACCGAUUCAUAAGUGAUCAACCUAAAUUAUUUAUAAAUCAUAUCGAGCAACAAGGUAAAUUCGACUAUGAUCCAAGGUAUGGAUUUUCCGUGGAAAAAGAAUUGUUUCCAAGUCUUUCAGAAACGUCAAUUAAAUGUGAAUAUAAAGACGAUAAAUCGGAAAUAAUAGUUGUUCCGGAAGGGGAUAGCAAACUCGACGGUUUACCAGUUAUUGAAGUUCAAAAUCGAUGGCCAUAUGUUGGUCAAUCACUGGAAAUUAGCUGCACUUUUCAUAUGAAACCAACAUAUAAGUAUUCACUUAAAUGGAGAUGUCCAAGAUGCGAACAAGACACGGAUCGAAUCAGCAGUAAUCAAUAUGUAAAAAUAAACGAUGGAAUUCGAAAAAUGAUUUAUAUUGAUGAUCUUAAAACGGGUGAUUCUGGAAUAUAUGAUUGUAGUCUUGUAAAUAGAGAUGAUCCAUCAGAUCUUCGUACAUCAGUUUAUGAGUUGCACGUUUCGAAAACUAAAGGGCAACUUAAAAUUAUUGAUACGGCUUUGGAUGAAGAAUAUAGCGAAGGCGACGUGAUAAAACUUUUCCAUAUAGCUGAAUCCUUUCCUGUGAAUGAUUACAACGUGCAAUGGAGGAAGAUUUAUAAAACCUGUCAUACAUUUCCGCAUCAAAAUAUUGAGACGAUUAGUGCAGGUUAUACAAGUGACUUUAAAGAUAAUAUUCAUUCUGAACAAUUAAUCAUUGAAAACGCCAAAGUGGAAGAUUCAGGAUUAUAUCAAUUAACGAUUAAAGUUAGCGAUGACUUGGUGUACCACAAAAAUUGGACGGUAAAAAUCGCUCCAAGGGAUAUUCAACCGAUGAUUUCUGUGUUUCAUUCGAAUACAAAUGAACUUGUAGAUGGACCUGUUAUGGUCAAUACAGACAUUUAUGUUUUGUGUUAUGUAAAAGAUAUUCGACAUCGAAAUCUUUAUCUUUCAUAUAAAUCAGCUCUUGGAUCAAAUUGGAUUGAUAUAGCUACUGAGAACCUGGAUAAUUUAACUUUUGAAUCAGCUAUAAUCCAUCACUUCGUUUUGCAGACAACUAUAAUCUUUAAAUGUAAAUUGGAGAAUAUUAAAAAUGAUAUAGAAAAGAAAAUCAUUGCCACCGAAAUUGAUAAAAUUGCAGUCGAAUUUAAUGUCUUUAAAGGAACGGACCCGGAUAUUGCACAGUACGAGAAUAAAGAUAUCUAUGAAGGUGAUUCGGUUCAUCUCAAAUGCAAAUUGCCGCCAACUGAAGAUUUUAAUGUUCGAUGGAUCAAAGAUAGACAAGAACUUCAUUCGCCAGAAAUUUUUGGUGAAGAAACUUUUACGUCAUAUAUAAACGAAAUUGAUGGGAUAAGAAUAGAUCAAUCUGGAGAUUAUCGAUGUGUUGCUUUUUCUACUGUUGAUCAAUCAACUCGCGAAGCUUCUCUAAAACUCAAAGUUCAUGAAGUGGUUGCCCCACAAAUAAAUCAAAUGCUCGCAAAAGAUAUGCAUGAAGUUAAUUACGGUGAGAAUACUCAAAUAAUUUGUCCCAUACAAGGUUUUCCUGAACCGAUAUACAGAUGGUUAAAAGAUGGUGCGGAAUACAAUGGAAUCGGGAACUUAACCAAAAUCCUUGGUUUCCCUAGAAUAAUUUCGGAGGACAAAGGUAUAUAUACGUGCAAAGCAAGGAAUCGUGCUGGAUCACAGGAAUUUUCAACUGUUUUCAAGAUAUUGAAUGAACCAGAAUAUGUGAAAUCGUCAAGAUACUGGUGGGCAUUUGGAAUUGCUUGUUUUUUUGUUGUUUUAUUGAUCAUUGCAAUUGGUUUCAUCAUUAAACAACGUAGAAGAACUAUACGUCAACAACAUCAAUUACAAGCACUUUACAACCAGUUGAUGGGAGUGGAAGAUUCUUCUUUGCGAGAUUACCUCAUACAGCCAGUUGAUUCGAAACAUCCACUUCAUGAACGACUGGAGCAGAUGCCAUACGACAGAAAGUAUGAAAUCAGCAAGGAUAGACUUUCAUUCCAUCAGCUUCUCGGUGGAGGUCAAUUUGGUCAAGUUCAUCUCGGUGAAAUACAUAGAAAUAUGGUUUCUGAUAUCACAGCUGCUCCAUCAUCAAUAAAAGUCGCAAUAAAGUCGCCACGUGAUGGUCGUAAUAUCAAUCAUCAAAAAACUUUAGCGGAUGAAUUGAAGGUAAUGAUAGCCAUCGGUAUUCAUCCAAAUGUUCUACCACUUGUUGGUGCUGUCACUAAACAGAUGUCCAGCGGCCAACUUUUUGUCGUUAUGGAAUUUUGUGAAAAUAAUAAUUUAAAAGAAUUUUUAACACGAAAUAGUGGAGGAUUUUUGGGUGAAAUCGAACUUAUCGAAGAGCCGAUGAAUGCCGAUGGUUAUUUGACUCCAAUUGGCAUGGUUCAGCAACCUUUACAAAUAUACCGAGCGGAAGUCGAACCAUCAUGGGCAAAUCUAGUUGAUCAAGAAAGAAUGAAUGAUAAAAUGUUAACAACCAGCGAUCUCAUCUCAUUUGGAUAUCAAAUUGCCAAUGGAAUGCAAUAUCUCGCUGAAAAAUUGUGCAUUCAUCGAGAUUUAGCUGCAAGAAACAUGCUCGUAACGAAACAAAGAGCAAUCCGUAUUUCCGACUUUGGUCUUGCACGUAAAGAUAAACGACUUUAUCAUAUAAAAAAUAGUCAAAGCACACCGCUACCAUUUAAAUGGAUGGCGCUUGAGUCAAUUUUAAAUCAUGAUUUUACUGAAUUGUCAGACGUUUGGUCUUACGGCAUACUUUUGUGGGAAAUAUUCUCCUUGGGAAGAGUGCCGUAUCCACAAGUGCCGAAUGAUGAUCUCAUUGAUUACCUACAAAAGGGGAAUCGAAUGGAACAGCCUAAAGCUGCUUCUGAUGACAUUUAUACUUUAAUGAGGCAAUGCUGGCUAACCGAUCCUAAUAAUCGACCAAAUUUCGGCCAGUGCAAAAAUAUUAUGAAAAACCAUCUAGAUCGAGCUUCUCCAGUUUUAUCGCAACGUCUUCAAAAAAUACUGGAGGAGGAUAAAUUGAAAAUGGAAAGAUAUACGGAAUGGCGAGAUUUGGAAACUGAAGAAGAUUUACGAGCUCAAGCAACCAGAAACGGUUUUAUUUCUGUACCAACCCAAGAACCAAUUUUAGGUAAUGAAUAUAUAUAUACUCUUGAUGAACGCUGA
Molecule: messenger RNA, 3600 nt
Organism: Dracunculus medinensis (Guinea worm)
Lineage: Eukaryota; Metazoa; Nematoda; Chromadorea; Rhabditida; Dracunculidae
Source: the annotation of a GenBank genome assembly